CGGUCGCUGUUAAAGCCGACCAAUAACUGUCAGUGUUUGUGAUCUCCAAUCAGCUGGGCAGACUCAUGACGUUUAAGUGGUUUGUUGACAAUAGAUUGUAUAGGUGUUGGAUAUCGUGCGAUCAACCUUUUUUUAUGUUUUAUUCCUUUCUGGCCUUGAAUUAUGGCCAUAGUUUAGGUGACCAGAAUGCUCAAAGGAAGAGGGUGGUUCGGAGGAGGGCUAUGGAAGCAAAAAAAUCCUCACUCGCUGGAACAUUUGCGGCACCUUUACAAUGUACUCAGUAGAAACCAAGUGGUGCAAGACAACAAUCGGGAGCUCCUCGUAGAGACUUUAAGAUCUAUCGCUGAAAUUUUAAUUUGGGGUGAUCAAAAUGACUCCUCCGUGUUUGACUUCUUCUUGGAGAAGAAUAUGCUCUCCUACUUUUUGCGAAUUAUGAGACAAAAAUGUGGGAGCUACGUUUGUGUGCAACUUCUACAAACUCUAAAUAUUCUUUUUGAAAACAUAAGAAAUGAAACAUCACUGUAUUAUCUCCUGUCAAAUAAUCAUGUCAAUUCCAUUAUUGUACAUAAGUUUGACUUCAGUGACGAAGAGGUGAUGGCGUAUUACAUAUCAUUCUUGAAGACCCUUUCGUUAAAGCUCAACAUACAUACAAUUCAUUUCUUUUAUAAUGAGCACACAAAUGAUUUCCCAUUGUACACAGAGGCCAUCAAAUUCUUCAAUCAUCCAGAAAGCAUGGUUCGCAUUGCCGUUAGAACCCUCUCUCUGAAUGUUUAUCGGGUUGACGACCAGUCAAUGUUGCAGUUUAUUUGUGACCGUACUGCAGCGCCUUACUUUUCAAACCUUGUAUGGUUUAUAGGGAAUCAUAUAUUAGAGGUGGACAAUUGUGUGAGAGGGGAUGUUGAUCACAAUAGCAGAAGCCGUCUUGCAGACUUAGUAGCUGAACACUUAGACCACCUGCACUACUUAAACGACAUUUUGAAACUAGAUAUAACGACACUUAACGAAGUUUUAGCAGAUCAUCUUCUUAAUCGAUUGCUUGUACCUCUUCUAGUAUAUUCCUUAAACCCUCAGCAUGAAAAGGAUGAAAGACCGAGAGUUAGCAGUGUAGUCUCCCUCUUCUUGCUGGCACAGGUGUUUUUGAUAGUUUCACAUGUGCCACUUGUUAGGGCACUAGCCAAAAUCAUCUUUCAUGCCGAUAAUUCCAUAUUUUCGGAAGAUACUAUAAUUCUCCAGGGCCAACGUUUGGUUCGGAGAGGCUUUGUGGCUCCUGAGGAACCUUUGGAAAAAUCUCUUCAAUCCAAAACUAUCAGUGAACCUUACAGCAGUGCCCCACCAAGUCCUGGUGGUUCUAUGUACAAAAAGGAAGGUGAAGGCAGCGGGAGUGGAAGUGGUAGCGGUAGUGCUAGUGGUAAAGGAUCUCCAAAUAAGCUGACUGUAGGGGAGAAAGACAGUAGUUCCUUGGCAUCAGUUGAUCAAGGAGCCGAAGAAGCUACUCUUUGUAAAGAACUACGGGUAUCCACACCAGCUGCUGACAUACUGGCAAGUAUUGGUAUAUCCGAAUUGGAAGCAACACAUUUAAAUAUAACUGAUGAAGAAAAGCAGCAGCUUAGAGCCACAGAUCAAACUGGGAGCAGCAGCUCUAUAAAUGGCUUGAUGAAAGACCCUGUUUCACUCAACAGUGGUGAGAGGCCUUUCCUCAACUCAUUGGUUGCUUCGUUAGAUUGCACAGGAGAUGACUAUGCCGCACUUUUUGGUCUUUGUCUUCUUUAUGCAUUAGGUCAUAAUCAAGGUGUUAAUCAAGAAUUGUUAGAACUAACAGAAGUAGAGAGAGAAACAGCAGAUGCAUCAUUAAGCUACAAUGCCCAUGUGGUUGACAAGAUGUUGGAGAUCAUUACAUUGAGCUGCCAGUACAAUUCUCGUGUAAGGGUUGCCACUCUUGAGUUAGCUUUGCUUGUCUUAAAACAAUUAAUUGGUGUUGGCUCUAGUGGACGUAGAAAACCUGCCUGUCUGCCUGACCAUCACAUUGCAUCGUUAGAGGGUGCUCGUGAAGAGGCAACGCUAAUGCUUAGAAAUUUUUAUAAGAGUGAAGAAAUCUUCCUUGACAUGUUUGAAGAUGAGUGGCAUGAAAUGCAUAAGAAGCCAUUGAAUGUUGAAUAUUUACUACAAGAUGCCUCGGUUCUUUUACCCCCAGCCGGUACUCCUCUGACUGGUAUAGAUUUUAACAAGAGACUGCCAUGUGGAGAGGUUGAACGGGCACGACGAGCAAUGAGGGUAUUUUUCUUGGUUCGUGAAAUGAGUCUUGCUGCAAGGGAAGACCCAGACACCCAGUUGCCCCUAACGAAUCCAGCUGCCUGUGUCCAAGUAGCGGAUGUAUUAGAUCUUAGCAUGUUCUGUAAGAUCUGCAAGAAGAGGAGGAGGCAAACUGCAGACAACCUUCCUCCUAGAUGUCAGCACGUUCAUCCAAAUUCUGAAUAUAAUAGUGAUCUUAUUGCUUGUGUUGUGAUACCUCGAGAUGGCCAGCGAAUGAAACGUUUCCUUGUUAUAGAUGUCAUCCAGUUAAUCUUGGUGGAACCUGAUUCAAAGAAGCUUGGUUGGGGAGUAGCCAAGUUUGUAGGAUUUCUUCAGGAUUUGGAAGUAACAGGUGACAAAGAUGACUCAAGGGUCCUUCAUCUAACAAUUCACAGGAAAUCUGCAUCUUCUGGGGCUAUUGGCCGUCCUACUACACCUCUUUUGGCAGCUAAAUUUAUUUUUGAUGACCAUAUUCGUUGCAUGGCUGCUAAACAGAGGUUAACAAAGGGAAGAAUGAAGGCACGGCAAAGAAAACUUCAUCAAAUAGGGCGUUUAUUGGAGCUUCCUGGUCAUUUGCAACCAUGUCCUUCACCCCCUGCUCAUGCUUUGCACACUAUGCGCCAGGAGGCUCACAGGAGAGGGCUGAGUCGUGCAGGCGGAGCUGAUGUAAGAAGUCGAAGCCAGUCUCAUCGUCCUUUGUUUAAUGUGAAUCGUGUUCCAGGAUUUGCUUUGAAGCGUGAAGGUGGAGUCAUGCCUCAGACUACCUCAGAUGAAGAAGGUCGAAGUGGACGUCCUGAAUCCCAAAGUCCUAGUCGAAGUAGCCGUCAAAAUGGAAAAGUUCCCUCUGCUCGUGAGCGAGGAUCACGUUCCAGUUCCCGGCCAAGACCUCGAAGUGAAGAAAUUCCAAUGGAAGACAUGAUGGCUUCUGGCAACCUUCCACACAUGUCUCCUUCUAUGCCAAAGGUGAAUAUAGAGAAUACUAGCUCCCCUCAGGGAAGCAGUAGUAGCAGUAACUCAAGUAAUGCUGGUGAGAUGGCUGUACCAGAUGGAGGUUUAACAGGGAAUCCAGAGCCCACUACAAGACUAAAUAUUGGAAGUCCAGGGAGGGAUGAGGGUGCCUUUGCGUGUGUGUCUCUCCUUGGUAAUACUGAGAACUUGCCUGGUCCUGCUCGUCUCCAUCCUCCUCUCAGUCAUGUUCCACCUUCGGUCGUCCCUCCUACUGCCAGCGAUUCUCAUGUCUUCCCCACUGAGGGCGAUAGUCAGUGCAACAUUAAUCCAGCCACUGUUAUGAAUAUACCUUCUAUAACCAGUUCCACUUCUCAGACAGAUGAAAAUGAAACUUCUUUCACCGCCAAACCCUUGUUAACCAGAACUAAUGUUAAGUAUGAUGUGUUUGAAUUUCAGGCUAAUGAAAGUUCAGAAGCUGAAGUGGCAAAGAGAGAUGGACCGAGAAACAGUUUAGGCUCCUCAGAUUUUAGUCCAAUCCGAAGAAUUAGAGUCAAGGGCAACAUUGAAACAGUUUAGUGAAAUAGAUCUGCACUGUUGUGUUUUACAAGUGUUAGUGGGUUACGUGUUCAUUCUAUGAAUUGUAACAGAGUACCUCAUUUUUAUGAUAUAUUCUAUGAAUAGAGUCUAGAUUCCAAAAAGUAUUGUAAAAAGAGAAUUUUCCCAUUUUUCAAUACUGGAUUUAUAUCAUUGUGAUGACCUUACUUUUUAGAUUUGUCUUUAGCUUUUUGAAUUUUACUUCAAAUGUCUCAAUACAAGGAUGAUUUAUUGUAAUACCAGGAUAAUUUACUCUCAUGGACUUCUGUUAUAUUUGUUUGUCAGCGGAAAGUAAACUUUCUGUUUAUCCUCACUUGGAUUGGAACUUUUGUUGUUGAUUCACUAACAGAAGAACCAGAAAUGUUAAUACUACUACCACUUUUAAAUGUGGUAGAGGAAAGACAUCAUUAUUUAUUACCAAAUAAAUCACCAGAUUUAAAUUUGUAUCCUAGUACAGAAAAGUCCAUUGUGAUACAUAAAUAGAAAAUAAUACUGUGCAGUGUGCUCCUUUCUUUAAUCUAAAACUAAAGUUUCAACUUGUUUGCUUACCAUUUCACUCCACAAUCAUAUGCCGUUUUCCAGAUGUCUUGUGCCUAAAUAUGAUAAUUUAGGAAUGUUAUUUAUGUUUUGUUGAUUGCAUUUGUAUUUCCACAGAAUAUUCUGAUGGGAGUUGUUAUUCAAUCAGUCUUACCUUGAGAUUGUGAAAAGUUUUGAUCCACAGAUCCUAUGUAGUUCAAUAUGUCUACAAAGAAUUUAUUAUUGGCAAUUAAUAUGGUAUGUGCUACUUCUACUUUAUAGUAUAGCACUGUAUUGCGGCUCCCUUCCCCGCAAUUUUUAAUUCAAGGUUUAUAUUUUUAUAGCCUCACUAACACUGAACCAUUUUUGUAAAGUUUUUCUCAUUAUUUCAUUACUCUAAAUUAUAUAUGAUUUAUGAGUCAGCUGUUCAUGAAAUAAGUUACAUAUUUUCUGAAAUUGUUGUAUACAUAGUUUUCCAGAUAGACAUUUUAUGGUCAACACCCUUUUGCUUCACCAUAUCCCAUAUUGAUAUAAAAUACUCUGAAUAAAUGUGGCCUCAACCCAUGAAAUUUCUUGCACAUGCUCAUACCUAAAGUAAGUUUUAUGCAAUUGUUAGUUCAGAAGCCAUGGACUUCAAAAGAUACAUGUUAUGCUGCAGGGGUGAUCAGUGUUUUAAUGGCUCUUAUUCUGUUGGAAAGCACUGUAUUUGUAAAAUCAUGUUGACUAUGUAUUAGGGAUUGCGUCUUGUUUUGGACAUGGUUUGUAACCAGUUAGAUUUAUACUGCUUGAGAGUUUUAUCAUUGGUCCCACAACUGCCAUUUCAUUUAGGUUUUAACCAAUUACUUAGUACAUCGUGAACUGUUUAAUGCAAUAUUUUAUAGUGCAUUUUGCAAGUUGUUUUUUUUUUCUUUUGCCAUAUAAAACUAUCAUAUUUCUAUCACUUGCUUUGAACUACCUAAUUACCACUGCCUCAUUCCACACAAUUUUUAUUACUAGUAUUUACAUAAAUGGAAUUUUUUUGUUAUUGAUAAAGCGGACAUAAUAUGUAAUUCAUUGUCAUUGGUCUAUAUUGUUUUUAAUUAUUGGCUUCCACUGGGUUUCACAUGCCUUUAUGUGCAGAGUAUUGUGUGCCUUUACUUGAUAGUGGUAGUUAAAGUUAAACCAUAUAUUUUUCAGUUAAAAUCUUGUCAGACCCUCAGACUCUUUUUUGCUUUUGUAAUGAAGCACUGUACAGGUAUUAAAUUGUUCAGUGAGUUUUUCCUCCAACUACGCGUAUACUAAUGGUUUGUUAAACUUUUAAGAUUUCGUAUUAGUUUUCUAAAUGAAAUAUUUUAAACUGUGAUAAGAUUUUGCAUAGUUUUAUCAUUUUCAUUCUAUUUAUGAACUUUUUUUUUAUCAAAAUGUACAAUAACAUUGUUGGUUAGUAUCCUGCAAUUGUUCAUAUUCACUUCAGUAUUUUGAAAGUCUGUUGCUUGUGAUUCUAAAAUAGUUUACUCUGAGGUUGUGUCACUUAAGAAAAGAAAUACUUUGUUAAAAUUAGAAAAUUUGCAUUUUUAUAGUCUGUAUAUUACAUUUAAAGCUUUAAACUGCAUAUUGACAUUUUGUGCUGCAUUAUAUUAUGUUAUUAUAUGGAAGUGUAUUAUAUAUAAGAAUGCUUUUAAUUUGUUGUUAGCAGCUAAGUUAUGGUGAAAAUAUGUUUAAGAAUAGUGACUUUCAUCUCUGUCCUGAGAUCUUGGGUAUGCCAUGAAAUUAUGAGAGGCGCUGUAGGUCAGGGUAUUAUUAGAUAUAAUAGCAACCAGUGAGAGGGCCCUAAUCAUGUAGGUAAAACCCAUGACAAUUCCCAGGUAGACAGUACACAAAAUGGAGGGAAGUUGAGAAUACUCAAACAUCCAGUCGUCUAAAGGAAAGACUGGAAAAAUAAACUGAUAACAGUGAAACUUAUUAAAUUAGCUUUUGGUAUAUAGUCAUCAUUCUCUUCCUUCCGAUGUGAAGGGUCUCUGAAGGUAACUGGAUUUAGUAAUAUGUACUGACUUAUUAAAUUUCAUCUCAUAUAGGUUUCCAACUUUAUUGAACAUUGUCUUUGUUCAGUCAUUAUUACAGCAUACAAGAAAUAAUCCCUUAUGUGAGUCUAUGAAUGUGACUUGGUGGACCUUUUAAAUGAAUUUAUAAAAUGUGUUGAAGUGCAAGUCCUCAAUUUUUGUAUUUACUGCUCAGAAAUGUAAUCAAAAUUAAUGUAAACUUUGCUUUUAAUAUGUAAAUUAAGUUACUUAUUAAGCUGCUAUGCAUACUUACAAUAAUUAAUUCAGUCAUAAACUGACAAUAAAAUACAGUAAAGAAGUAUUUAAAAAAAAAGGAUGAGAUGAAAUAACAGCUUAUAAAGGAAGUGGUAGAUUUUUGUAAUUAAAAAGUAACAUUUUGCUAAGUUACAUGUUUAAUUGAAGUUAAUAUCUGGUAAAUCGUACAUAUGUAAGUUGAACAUUGGGGUUAUCAAUAAUUUGUGUUUUCUACCUCAGUAUUGAAGUCCUUUUUUUACAGUUUAUGGCAUUUGCUGUGAAUUGAGUUUUGAAACUCUGGGAUGAAAGAAUUAGUAAAGUAGUUUUCCAAACAGAGUAUAUCCAGUACUACCAAAAUUCAUCAAUAGUUACAAAGCCAAGUCUUAAAGUGCAGUUCAUCAUAUCAUAGAGCUUACCAAUGAAUAUACAAAUAAUUGUGGCAUGUCUUGAAAGCUAACUUAUAAAAAGCAGGAAUACUUGCAGAAAUGACAUUUUCCUUCUUUAGGUGGUCUAUGAAUGUUCUAAUCCUAUUGCAGUUUGUGAACCACCAAGGUGUCCAUAUUCUUUUAAAAAUGUUUCUUGGCAUAUUUCUAUAAAUAUUGUUUGGACUGAAAGCUAUUUCAUGGUUUGUUUUCACCAGUAGUUUAUGAUUGGUUUUUCUGACUGGCAUCACAUCAAUGAUUGAUGACAAAUGUAUUUUACUUGACAGAAUGCUAAAUUUUAGAAGUUUUCUUUAAAAUCAUAAUUAUUUAUUAGGGUCAUUUUCCUCUUCAGUACUGUAUUGUCUUAUGUAAAAUUUAGGGUUCUUUACAGUGCAGUCUCUCUUUCUGGUGUGUCCCACCAUCUAGAAAAAGUAAAUACUCUGUUGAGGCUUCCAUCACUAGUGAUUUUUGUAAUGGUUUGACUUCAUUUAUGAAGCAGUUUCUUCUAGUAUUUCUUAAUCUUUGUAGGUUUCAAGUUUGAUUUGUAAUAUAUUGUAACAAAAGUAUCCAAGAUGAGAUUGCCCUCAAUAUUUAUAUCCUUUUGUAGGACCAAGUGAAUUUGCAUAUUUCAGGUAUGCAUCCAGUAGAUCACCAUUACCCCUUAAAUCAAAUAUUGAAAGGUUUGUGUUUUAAGUAUUAUUGUGUAUUGUAAUUUUUAGUUUCAGUUGCUUAAUGUGUAUUAAAUGAUUCUUGAAAUUAAUUGUCAAUACGUAAUAUUCUUGAGUUAUCAACAAGUGUUUCCUUCCCAUUUGCAACAUUAUGAAUUUUCAUUGUGCUGUCCAGUCAAGGAAAAAAUUAAUUAUGUAUGUAAUAGGUCAGUUAUUGGUUGGGAAUGAUUUUAUUUAACAGGCUUUUUAAUUUUAGGAUUAGUCAUAGGUCAGCUAUAAAUCCCAUUAUGGAUAGAUAUAGGACUUUGGUAAUUGAGAGUUUAUACCUUACAUCAUUGCCAAUGUAUGGAAAAGUUCAUUUUAAUAAUCGAGUAGUUUUGUUACCUUUAAGAACAGAAGGGCCAAGUAUCUGACUUCUUACUGUAAUGCUUUUGAUUUUCUUUCCAAUCCAAAAAGUAACCCAAGGUUUAACAAGCAUUGUAUGACCAAUUACAGGAUCACAGUAUGUAUGCACUGGUUGAUUUUGAACUGAAGGCACAAAGGCCAAGCACUGAAGACUGGUUGUUAUGAAUCUUCACCAAAGGUGCUUUGCAUAUUGUCUUUAUUGGAGUUUAUAGAAAUAUUUCGUUGGUUAUAAUUUCUGGGAGAGUGGCUUGGUAUGUUUUCUUUAUUCAAUGUGGUAUUCAUUUAAGUUGAAAGUGAGUUAGCACCACAGCCUAGUAUUUCAUAAACAAAUUAUUUUAUACUUUUAAUCCUAUUUUUGUAUGCCUCUUUUCUGGAGCCUCAUUGCUGAAUAAAGAAUAACUUCAAUUUGAAAAUAGUAUGGUCACUAAUAUGACUAUUUCUUACAACAAACCUUAUGUUGAGUUCAGAACUAUUUAAUCAGUCAAAAGCAAAAUUUCUUACAUAUUACAGUAUUGUAUUCACUUUAAACCUACUGAAGUAAUUUAAACUUAAAAAUCUGCAAUUUUCCCUUCAAUCCUAUUAUGGAUGAAAAAUGAAGGAAUGAGUUAUGGAUAAAAAAUGAAGGCACGAAUACAAUACAGCAAUGUAAUUGCAUUGUGAUUUGGCAUAUUUCUGGUUAAAUUGUCAAUACAAUAUGAAAACUAGCAAAUUGUCACCUCAGAAAAUGUUAUAAUUUAAAAUUAUAUACUUAUGGUAUGAGAGGUAAGAAAGUAUACAGGACUCAUAUUUUAUAUACUGUACUAUAACCCAUGUUAAUACUGGUCUGUAUGAAUUCAGUAUCUGAAUAUAUUGUAGAUAAAUCAUA
This is a messenger RNA of Macrobrachium nipponense, 8980 nucleotides long. RefSeq names its product protein CLEC16A homolog (gene ema). Bases 187 to 3813 code for a protein of 1208 amino acids. Gene Ontology annotation, biological process: endosomal transport; endosome to lysosome transport; regulation of autophagosome maturation. Gene Ontology annotation, cellular component: late endosome; endolysosome membrane. The transcript has 21 exons. Lineage: Eukaryota; Metazoa; Arthropoda; Malacostraca; Decapoda; Palaemonidae. The record is from RefSeq and is a predicted model, not a curated record.